UCCCUCAUAGUCCGGCCGAGACACGGUGUAUGCUGAGCCGUUACCGCCGCCAGCUGCUGCACGUCCUGAGCCUUAGCUUCCCGCUGCUGACUCGCCGGCCGCUUCUCCUCUGCCCUCACCACCUCAUGAAGCCGUUGGUCGUGUUCGUCCUCGGGGGGCCGGGCGCCGGCAAGGGAACCCAGUGCACCCGCAUCGUCGAGAAAUAUGGCUACACACACCUUUCUGCAGGAGAACUUCUUCGUGAUGAAAGAAAGAACCCAGAUUCACAGUAUGGUGAACUCAUUGAAAAGUACAUUAAAGAUGGAAAGAUUGUGCCAGUUGAGAUAACGAUCAGCUUGUUAAAGAGGGAAAUGGAUCAGACAAUGGCUGCCAAUGCCCAGAAGAAUAAAUUCUUAAUUGAUGGGUUUCCAAGAAAUCAAGACAACCUUCAAGGUUGGAACAAGACCAUGGAUGGGAAGGCAGAUGUAUCUUUUGUUCUGUUUUUUGACUGUAAUAAUGAGAUCUGUAUCGAACGAUGUCUUGAGAGGGGAAAGAGUAGUGGUAGGACUGAUGACAACAGAGAAAGCUUGGAAAAGAGAAUUCAGACCUAUCUUCAGUCAACAAAGCCAAUUAUUGACUUAUAUGAGGAAAUGGGGAAAGUCAGGAAAAUAGAUGCUUCUAAAUCUGUUGAUGAAGUUUUUGAUGAAGUUGUGAAAAUUUUUGACAAAGAAGGCUAACUCUACACCUAAAGACAUCCUUGAACUCAUGCUUGAAUAUUGCUUUGAUAGCUGCUGUCACAACCCCUUUUUAAGGCAAUUUUGAUCUUUCAUAAUUACAUCUCAGUUAAUGGCUGGAAAGUAUGUAGUAAGACAAAUUUUUUAUCCUUUUUUUUUUGUUUGUUUAUUUGUUUGUUAGAAGAGUAGACAGUGAAUUUAGGUUCAACUUUAGUUAUGGUGCUCAGUAAACAAAGAAGGGUAUCAGCAAGUUUUUGUUUUUAUUCAAAAGAAACAUCCCUUUUAUAGUCUGCUUUCUAUGAGCAAAACUUUUUUUUUAUUGUUGUAGUUUAGUCUCCCAUACAAAAAUUUAUACAUACAUUGUUAUGUGACCCUAACUGCUCUCCCCAUACUGCGACAGCACACUCUUCCUUUCCACCCCUGAUUCCCCAUGUCCAUUCAGCCAGCUCCUAACCCUCUCUCCCUUCCCAUCUCACCUCCGGACAGAAGCUGCCCGUUUUGUCUCUUGUAUCUAUGUGAGCAAAACUUUUUAGUAUAUGUGUAUAUCCCCUUAGUCUUGUUACAACAUGUUAGGAUUGGGGAUCUCCAGUUCUUUUUCUUGCAGGUUGUAAAUUUCCAACCUGUUAAGUGAAUUUGUGGACCAAAUUUCAAAGGAACUUUUUGUGUAGUUACUUCUUGCAAAAUGUGUUUGGUAAACAGACUCAUAAAAUGACUUCUUAGAAGUGUUUUAGUAUUUAUCAAAUAACUAAACAUUUCCUAUAGAAAAAUAAGAAAACUUGGGCUUUGUUUUACUACAGCUUGUACAAAGUUGUGUAAUAGGGCAUAUUCUUUGAUUCCAGGGUUUGGGUUUGGGGCACUGGGGUUCAGAGCCUGGCAGAAUGUCACCUUUAUUCUGACAUAAAUCUGAGGGUAAGGGAUGAGGAUCACAUCUAAUGGCUGUGUUCCUUAUGCUCUAUUAUAUAGUAUUAUUAAUGAUUAAACUGAUUUUAACAAAAUUCCUAGCAGUGGAACACUGAAAUGCAUGUGCUCGAUUUAUGAUAAAUGAGUCAGAGUUUUAGUAACACUUCAAAGAUUUUUUUGUUUUUGGUUUUCUUAGACUGAAUACAGGUUUACUAUAAAGUAGUAGAAGAAAUGCUAAUGGUUAAAUUUCUCAUUUGUAUUUUGUUUUCUUGAAUACUUUUUUCAUAAUUAUUUGUUUAAGAAGACAACAAUCAUUGCACUUUGGUCAGAAAAAUAAUAAAUAUAUCUUAUAA
Molecule: messenger RNA, 1966 nt
Organism: Trichechus manatus latirostris (Florida manatee)
Lineage: Eukaryota; Metazoa; Chordata; Mammalia; Sirenia; Trichechidae
Gene: CMPK1
Product: cytidine/uridine monophosphate kinase 1
Exons: 6
Coding region: 30-716 (228 amino acids)
Biological process (GO): UDP biosynthetic process; CDP biosynthetic process; 'de novo' pyrimidine nucleobase biosynthetic process
Cellular component (GO): nucleus; cytoplasm
Molecular function (GO): ATP binding; UMP kinase activity
Source: RefSeq, a predicted model, not a curated record